Messenger RNA from Bacillus rossius redtenbacheri, 4543 nucleotides. It is a transcript of the gene Top1, whose product is annotated as DNA topoisomerase I, mitochondrial. Lineage: Eukaryota; Metazoa; Arthropoda; Insecta; Phasmatodea; Bacillidae. Gene Ontology annotation, molecular function: DNA topoisomerase type I (single strand cut, ATP-independent) activity; DNA binding. Gene Ontology annotation, cellular component: nucleolus; chromosome. The coding region runs from base 210 to 3137 and encodes 975 amino acids. The transcript is spliced from 18 exons. The record is from RefSeq and is a predicted model, not a curated record. Gene Ontology annotation, biological process: chromosome segregation; DNA topological change; DNA replication.
AUAGUUCAUUUUUGGUAGUUCUAAGGAAAAAGCUUCUUUUCCAGAAAAAAUUUAAAUAUUAUAAAAACUUUUUUUUUUACUUCCUGAAAUUUUUUCCCAAUGAGUGGUUAGAACUUAGAAUUUGCUGUGCCGUUUCCGUGUUCGCCGUCUGCCACACUGUGCCUGCUUAAAGAUCGGACGGGAAGUGUGCGGUACUACAUAUAUCAGAAAUGGAAUUUGAAAACUCUGUAGGAGAUCCAUAUUUCGAAGCGGAAGGAAAACCGAAGGAAAACAGAAGUGCAGAGGGCAACCAAUCUGGUGCAGAUGCACCUGUGGUGAUGAAUGGCUUCACCAACGGCUACCCGGAGAAACACAUAAAGAAGGAUAAAUCUGAGUCGAGAGACAAGCACAAGGACCGCGAUAAGGACAAGGAUAAGCACAAGGAACAUAAGGACAAAGAGCGGCACAAGGAAAACAAGGACAAAGACAGGCACAGCUCCAGUGGGAAGGACAAAGAUAGACACAGCAGCAGUAAAGACAAGGAUAGGAAACACAGAGAUGAAAAAAAAGACAAAGAUGACAAGAAGAACAGAGAUGAAAAAAAAGAUAAGGACAAGGAGGAAAAGAAGGAGAAAGAUAGAGAGCACAAGAGUAGUUCGUCCAGCAAGGAUAAAGAGCACAAAAGUUCUAGUUCCAGCAGUAAAGAUAAAGACAAGCAUAGCAGCAGCUCAAGCAGAGAUAAAGACAAGGACAAGCAGCACAGCAGUUCAAGCAAGGACAAGGAGAGGCAUAGUUCCUCUUCGAAGGACAAGCAUAGCAGCAGCUCAAGCAAGGAUAAGCACAGCAGCAGCAGCAGCUCGGACAAGGACAAGCACAGGGACAAGCACCGAGACAAGGAUAAGCACAGAGACAAGGAGAAAUCCAAGUCCAAGGAGGGAAUCAGUAGUAAAGAUAAGAAAGUGGAGGUGGUGGCGAGUCAAGAGGCGACACAGCCUGAAGAGGAUGUGUCCAUGAAGUUAGAUGUCGACGAAGAAGAUUCUCAGAGACUGGUAAUCAAGGAAGAGCCCAUGGACAUAGAAGAUGUCAGCUUCUACAACAUUUCUGCAUUUAGUCGCCCCAGUAUAGAUGCUGGGAGCUUAAGGAAAGAAGAGGAUGUGCACAUAAAGAGAGAAAAUCCACACAUGAAGAGUGAAGAAGACACAGAGGAUGACACUCCACUGGCACAGCGCAAAAUAAAAUCUGAAGAAUCGGAUGAAGAUAUACCAUUGCUUCAGAGACAAAAGAAGAAAGGGUCAAAAAAGCGAAAAGCAGAAAGUGAUGAUGAUUUUGUGGAGGAAAAGAAGAAGAAAAAGAUAAAAGUAAAAUCUGAGAAAGAUUUGAAAAUUAAGACACAGAAGGGUGUAAAAGUGGAGAAUGACACACAAGGCAGUCCAAGGAAGAAGAAAAAAGAGGAAGAAACACAGGAUGUGUGGAAAUGGUGGGAAGAAGAGAAGAAAGACGAUGGAAACAAAUGGCACUUCUUGGAACACAAAGGUCCAGUAUUCGCUCCUCCAUAUGAGAGAUUACCAGAGGAUGUCAAGUUCCUCUAUGAUGGUAAGGAGAUUCGCCUGUCGGAGGGUGCGGAGGAAGUUGCUACCUUCUAUGCUCGAAUGUUGGACCAUGACUAUACGACAAAAGAAGCAUUUAACAAGAACUUCUUCAAAGAUUGGCGCAAGAUGAUGUCUGAGAAGGAGAGAGAACUCAUCAAAGACUUAUCAAAAUGCAACUUUAAACACAUGCAUGCAUAUUUUGUGCAGAAGUCUGAAGAGCGCAAGGCCAUGAGUAAAGAAGAGAAGAAGAAAAUCAAGGAACAGAACGAGGAACUGAUCAAGGAGUACGGGUUCUGCACCAUUGACGGGCACAAGGAGCGCAUAGGUAACUUCAAGAUAGAGCCGCCGGGGCUGUUCCGCGGGCGCGGGGAGCACCCCAAGAUGGGCAUGCUGAAGCGACGCGUGGUGCCCGAGGACAUCAUCAUCAACUGCAGCAAGGACUCGGUGGUGCCGAAGGCUCCGCCCGGCCGCCGCUGGAAGGAGGUGCGCAACGACAAGUCGGUGACGUGGCUGGCCAGCUGGACGGAGAAUGUGCAGGGCCAGGUCAAGUACAUCAUGCUGAACCCCUCCUCCAAGCUGAAGGGCGAGAAGGACUGGCAGAAGUACGAGACGGCCCGCAAGUUGGCCAAAUGCAUCAACAAGAUCCGACAGGAGUACCGUGAGGACUGGAAGUCCAAGGAGAUGCGUAUCCGCCAGCGUGCUGUCGCGCUCUACUUCAUUGACAAGUUGGCACUGAGAGCUGGUAAUGAGAAAGACGAGGACCAGGCAGACACUGUUGGUUGUUGUUCGUUGCGAGUUGAACACAUAUCAUUGCAUGAUCAGAAGGAUGGCAAAGAAAAUGUUGUGGUUUUUGACUUCUUGGGAAAAGACUCUAUCCGAUAUUAUAAUGAAGUGUCUGUGGAAAAACGUGUCUUCAAGAAUGUUCAGCUGUUCAUGGAAAACAAAUCAAGUGGUGAUGAUUUGUUUGACAGACUUAAUACAUCCGUCUUGAACAAACAUUUAAACGAACUUAUGGAGGGCCUUACUGCCAAAGUGUUCCGAACAUACAACGCUUCAAUAACUCUGCAAGAUCAACUCAACAAACUAACAGAUCCUGAUUUCACAGUUCAGGAGAAGAUACUUGCCUACAAUCGUGCGAACCGUGCUGUUGCCAUUCUCUGCAACCAUCAGCGUGCCGUUCCGAAGACCCAUGCCAAGUCAAUGGAGAACUUGAAGGCAAAGAUUGAAGCGAAGAAAGAGCAGCUUGAGGAAGCUGAGAAGCAGUACAAGCAGGCCAAGCGAGACAGCAAGCACUAUGACUCAGCUAAAAACAGAAUAGACCUGGAAAAGCGUAAGAAGCAGUUGGACCGCAUCCGAGAACAGUUAGCAAAGCUGGAACUUCAAGCCACUGACAAAGAAGAAAAUAAAGAGAUAGCUCUUGGAACAUCCAAGUUGAACUACUUAGAUCCCCGCAUCUCUGUAGCGUGGUGCAAGAAACAUGGAGUCCCGAUUGAAAAGAUUUAUAACAAGACACAGCGUGACAAAUUUCGUUGGGCCAUCGACAUGGCAGGUCCAGACUACGUGUUUUAACGACAGUUACGCUAGCCCUGAUCACCACUCUUUGCUCUAAUGCUGCAGAGUAUUUAGUUAUUUCUGGGUGCCUUACGGUACCCAGACAAAAGUUUUGGUUGAUCUGUAUUAUCAUUCUGUUUCAAAUAAAUUAUUUUUCUCGUUAUUAUUUCAAAGGAUUUAGGGCGACAUGUGCGUGUGAAACCGUGUGUGAUCGUGUUUAAUGAGUGUCAGAUAUAAUUUGGCAAGAAAGUAUACUGAGAAGUGUACAUUUUGGUGUAGUAGUAAUGUGUGUUAUCGUAGACUAUUUCGACGUUUUGACAGCAAACUUUUAAUAACAGUUUUAAUUCAGAACGAAUUAUGUGUGAUGUGAGACAUAGUCAAUCUGAUUUUGCAGAUGUUGCAAAGUGUUUAUCGUGAUGUCAAGUAGCUGGGUAAUCAUUUUAGUGGUGAAUUUGAUUCAUUACAUAAGUAUUUGGCAGUAAAGUUUUGUAAAUAAGACAAUUUGUGAUGAUAAAAUUUGCUUUUAAUGUUACAAAUUCAUAUGAAUUUAUUUUAUAAAUUAUCAUCUCCAACUAUUUUGCCUAUGUCUUUAUCUCCAACUUUUAACUCUGUUUUAAGUUGGAGAUGUGGUUUACAUUAGUUUCAUGUUUAUGGUUGUUGUAUAGUUCCAUAUUGCUUUUGAAUUUUAGAACUGAUGUAGCUGUGAUCAAUCUAUUUAAUAGUUUAUUGAAUUUAUAAGAAAUUAUGACUUCAGAUUAUUAUUACUAUUUUUUUGUUUAGCAUAAUUUGUCCUAUUUUGUACUCAGUAAGUACAAUAGAAUGUUAAAAAUAUUUGUAGAACUGUGCAGUCUUUGCAUGUCAACUUUUCUUGUUCUUUGUUUGUAUAAUUGUGAUUUAGAGAUUGCGUGAUUGCCAUUGGGGUAUCCACGUCAGGAUUGUGUUCUUUCAUAUUCAUUGUUGUUCAUAAUGAAGUCAGUUCACUAUAGUGCUAGUUUUUUUACAUAUAUCAUUUCUAUAAAUUCAUCAAUCUUUAAAUUAUUAGAUUUUUUUUGUGUAUCACUUGCAUCUAACUGUUCAAAGAACUUGAAACAGUGCCAAGUUUUAAUGUCAGCCAAUAUAUAUGCUUGUUUCUAGAAGUAUUGUAUUUUUAUGAAUUGUGCAAAAUUGGAAUUAUUCUCCAUGCAUCGACUUUUGAAAAGUAAUAAGUUUUUGAAUUCAUGUAUUGCUAUUCAUUUCUGAUGUUUUGAUUUAAUUUUAGUUUUACAUCUAAAAUACUAGAAUUCACAUUGUACAAUUAUGAGAUACAUAUUUAAAUAUUUUGGUGCAAAAUACGAACUACUCAAUUCACAUUGUUUAUUAUUUAUUCAAUUUCAAUUCCAUUUCUUGUACAGUUAAUAAACAUGAUUUUUUAUGGUACAUUUUAA